UGCUAGUGAGGGUUUUGUUUCAGUGUACAUGUGUGUGCCGGUAGUAACCACGGUUGUGGAAUCCGUUUGGGAGUUAGCCGAAGCUAACAGUGGCCUUCCUUGGUAAUACAUUGAAACAAUUACUCCUGGUUAGCCGUCGUGACGGCUUUAUGGAUAGGCUUGAUUAUCUAGACCAGUGUUGGUUGAGUAUCGAGACGACUGUGGAUGCCGUGUUGUGUAUCGUCGCUUCAUUCAAGCCAAGUCUGUUUAAACGUGUAUACCAGACGAGCGGAGCUGUACGCGUCUGAGGUCGUUCAUGUCAGAGGAAGCGACUUGUGUGAACAUAUAGACAAGCGGAGCUGUACGCGUCUACCUUUGGGAUUAUUCAGUGUGGGAAGCGUGUCUGGCCGUUUAUUUGCAAGUAUACUCAUGAGAACCUUUUUUAUUUAUUAUGCCAUGGCUUUAUUUUGUUAAAUCCAUUCAUAGAUUAUUGGUAGAUGAGUUGCGCCUCUUCUACAGUGCGAAUGGUACCCACGUUGUGUGGGUUAAGUGUUUAAUAAUAGAUCUUUGCUUUAUUUUGUUAAAUCCAUUCAUAGAUUAUUGGUAAAUGAGUUGCGCCUCUUCUACAGUGCGAAUGGUACCUACGUUGUGUGGGUUAAGUGUUUAAUAAAUUAUUGUUAUUUUAAAUUGUUUUGUGUAUUGUACUUUGUUCAGUAACUCGCAGGCACAUAAAAGGCAGUUUCCACUAGACUUUCGUGACAUAAAUGGGGGCUCGUCCGGGAAAAUUGACUUUUCAUUGUAUAAAGUAAAAUAAAAAUUUACUAUAAAUAUUUAGAUAUUAUGAUGUGCCGAAAAGAGUUACACAAUUGAGACAAGGUGAUUGUAUUUUGCUCUUAUAUCUUUGUAUGUUAUUUGAUGAGAUUGUGAUAUAGAUUUAAUAGAUUUAUUUUGUUAGUUGAUUACAUAGUGCACAAAAACCAUGGCUACUCCGGUAGAUAUUGACAAAUUGACUGAAGCUGGGAAAGAGUUAGGUUAUGUUGGAAAGCCCUUGCAAGAUUAUGUGAGAGAAUUGAGAGAAAGUAUUUUAGAGAGACAAGAGAAGGAGAGGUUAGAAAGAGCUGCAGAAAGAGAAUUAAAGAUAGAGGCUGCUGUGCAAAUGGAAAGGCUGGAACAGGUUAAGGUUGAGAAAGAAAAGCAGGAGAUAGAAAAAUUGAAAUUAAAAAUGGAGUUGUUGAAGGCUGAAAGAGAAGGUGGUUUUAAUAGUAGUGGAGAGAGUGGCGCGUUUGCUAAUGUAGGUGACAAUGUUCCUCAGUUGAAGUGUAGUAUGAAGAAUCUUAAGAUACCUACCUUUGAUGAGGUUAAGGAUAAGAUGGAUGUAUACUUGAUGAGGUAUGAGAGGUAUGCAAUUGCAAUGAACUGGCCGAGGGAAUAUUGGGCCAUUCAGCUUGCUCCUUUGUUAUCCGGUAGGGCUUUGCUUGUGUAUACUACCAUUGAGAUUGAGUUUGCACACAAUUAUGAGAUACUGAAACGUGAAUUGUUGAGAGUUUAUAGACUAACAGAAGCCGGUUAUAGAGAAAAGUUUAAAUUUUCGGCUCCUGAAGAAUUUGAGUCUGCUGCCCAAUACUUGUCCCGCAUUGGUAGUUAUUUAGAUCGUUGGAUUUGUUGUGCAGGUGUUAAACAGACCUAUAAUGACCUUAGGGAAUUUGUUAUUAAAGAUCAGUUUUUGUCCAAGGUUCCCGAAUCAUUAGCAGUACAUCUUAGAGAAAAGGUAGAUUGUGAUGACUUUGCAAAGGUUGCCGAUGUAUACAUAGAUGCUCAUGGGGGUUGGGGAAAGCUAGAUAAUUUAACCAGUAAAAUCAAUGCUCAGCAAAGGAAAGAAACUAAUCCUAAAUUCAAAAGGCAAUCGUGCCAACAAAACCGUGGAAGUUACAAAGGUAACAAUUAUAGUAAUUUAAAAAUUCAUAAUAAUACCCAUAAUGGAAGAGAUAAAAGUAACAUAGGUAGAUCGCCCUCUAAUAGAAAAUGUCAUUAUUGCCAUGAGGAGGGUCACUUUUGGCGUCAAUGUUCUAAGGCUCCUAAAGAUUUUGCACCUAUGCUAGCAAUGGUGGUUGAAGUAAUGAGGGAGGAAAGGGCUCCAGAUAUGAUGCCAAUCCAAAGUACAGUUUGCGAUAAGCUUGAUAGAAAUUUGCCCGUGUAUGAUGGUUUCAUUGGGAAUAAACAGGUCCGGUUGUUACGAGACACAUGGUGUAAUGGUAUCGUUGUUAAAAGUUAGUUGAACCUAUGUCCAUGACCGGUCAAACAAAGUCCUGUGUUCUUAUUGAUGGGUCUGUUCGGAAAUUUCCUGUUGCCCUUGUGCACAUUGAUACGCCUUUUCUAGUGGGAGAAGUUCAUGCAAUUUUCAUGGAAAGACCAUUGUAUGACUUGAUUGUAGGUAACGUAGAAUCUGUUAAAAUCCCGGUCAUCCCAAAUCCUCAUUGGCGAAAAACGAAUGUCCAU
Messenger RNA from Anneissia japonica, 2475 nucleotides. RefSeq lists its product as uncharacterized. The coding region runs from base 959 to 2251 and encodes 430 amino acids. The transcript has 3 exons. NCBI's taxonomy places the organism in Eukaryota, Metazoa, Echinodermata, Crinoidea, Comatulida, Comatulidae. The record is from RefSeq and is a predicted model, not a curated record. Gene Ontology annotation, molecular function: nucleic acid binding; zinc ion binding.